AUUUCCCAAACGCCUCCAUGAUGACGCGCCAGGAGAAAACAUGGCGACGAAGGGACUCCGUCAGCGUAACAGACGGGGAAGCAAACAGGACGCGAGCACCGCGAACAGUCCGGCUGUCAACGAAAACCGGGCGGUAAAGGACGAGAAAGGCGUCGAGGAUAGUAAAUCCACCGAGUCGAGAAAUGAGUCCUCCAGUAAGGCCGGUCAGGUUUGGGCUCCUGAGGGCUCCACUGCUUUCAAGUGCCUGGUGUCGGCCCGCUUCUGCGCCGCUUUGCUCAGCAACAUCUCCGACUGUGACGAGACCUUCAACUACUGGGAGCCGACUCAUUACCUGCUGUAUGGAAAAGGGAUGCAGACAUGGGAAUAUUCCCCCGUCUACGCCAUUCGCUCCUACGCGUACCUGUGGCUGCAUGCCCUUCCGGCGUACUUUCAUGCCAAGAUACUUCAGACCAACAAGGUCCUCGUAUUUUACUUCCUCCGCUGCGUGCUGGCGUUCGCCUGUUGUGUGUGUGAACUCUACUUCUACAAGGCGGUCUGUAAGAAGUUUGGCCUACACGUCGCCCGGCUCAUGCUGGCCUUCCUGGUUCUAAGCGCAGGGAUGUUCUGCUCCUCUGCAGCAUUUCUGCCCAGUACUUUCUGCAUGUACAGCACGGUGGUCGCGAUGACCGGCUGGUUCCAAGGGCGCCCGAGUCUGGCCAUACUGGGCAUAGCGGCUGGCGCCAUUGUAGGCUGGCCCUUUAGCGCUCUGCUCGGCUUUCCCAUUGCGUUUGACCUCCUCUUGGUGAAGAAGAAAUGGAAAAGUUUCAUCACAUGGACACUAGUGGCCCUUGUGCUCUUUCUGGUCCCGGUUGUCGUGGUGGACAGUUAUUACUAUGGCAAGCUGGUGGUCGCACCUCUUAAUAUAAUACUGUACAACGUCUUCACUCCUCAUGGGCCAGAUCUUUAUGGUACUGAGCCUUGGCACUACUAUUUUGUGAACGGGUUCCUCAACUUCAACAUUGUGUUUGUGCUGGCGCUGUUUUCGCUUCCUCUUACUGCUCUCAUGGAGGGUCUGCUACAGCGGUUCAACGUGCAGAACCUUGGUCGUCCCUACUGGCUCACCCUGUCUCCCAUGUACCUCUGGAUGCUGAUUUUCUUCACACGUCCCCACAAGGAGGAGCGCUUUCUGUUUCCCAUCUACCCCCUCAUCUGCCUGUGCGGUGCCGUGGCUCUUUCGUCUCUCCAGAAAUGCUACCACUUCAUGUUUCAGCGAUAUCGUUUGGAGCACUACACCAUCUCCUCCAACUGGCUGGCUCUGGCCUCCGUUCUUCUGUUCGGUGUGCUCUCUCUCUCCCGUUCGGUGGCUCUCUUCCGAGGUUAUCACGCUCCCCUGGAUCUGUAUCCCGAGUUCCACCGCAUCGCCAAAGACCUGUCCAUCCACACGGUACCCGACGGCCGGCCAGUGAGCGUGUGCGUGGGUAAGGAGUGGCACCGCUUCCCCAGCAGCUUCCUCCUGCCCAACAACUGGCAGCUCCAGUUCAUCCAGUCGGAGUUCCGGGGGCAGCUGCCGAAGCCUUUCGCAUCAGGCCCGGAUGCUACACGUCUCAUCCCGACAGAUAUGAACGACCAGAAUCUGGAGGAGCCAUCUCGAUACGUGGAUGUGAAGCACUGCCACUAUCUGGUGGACCUGGCCACAGACACCGAAACCCCGCGAGAACCACGCUACGCCGCUAACAAAGACGAGUGGAGCAUCGUCACAGAAAAACCCUUCCUAGAUGCUUCAAAGUCAUCCAGGUUCUACAGGGCGUUCUUCGUUCCUUUCCUAUCUGAGCAGUACACCAGUUACAGCAGAUACGUCAUCCUGAAACCACGGCGAGCGAAACACAGCAGGAGACGAACGCAGCCCUAGUUGUUUUUUCCCUCCUCAUUGGAUUCCGUAUUUGCUUCUCCCUUUAGCAGUUUUUCUGCACCUCCUGAAAAAGAACCUCCCUCUGUUUCGUGUGUGUGUGUGCACGAUAUCAGCAUGGAAUCGUUAGCCAUUUUGCACACGGAUCAUCUCAUAUCAUUCCAUAUGACGUCUUUUUUCAUCACAGGUCCCUCCAUUUCCUUCACUGCUGCGAAUACGGUAUCACGCUGUAUCUUUCUGAGCAGAGGAUCCUUUACUCAGCAGCCCUUUUAAGGAUCUUUGGUGAUUUCCCACGUGCACGUCCACAUAGUCUCGACUUGGUCUCAGACAAUGGACUGAACUCGUCCCCAGGUCUCGGGUAACAUCCGUAGUCAGUGCAGAGUAUACGUACGUGGGCUUGUGUGUCCUGUCCCUUCUCCAGCAGAGGAAGAAACGAUGCCCGGUCCUCUGAUUGCCCUGAUCAUUUUCAGUGAUGUCAUGUCUCAUCCUGGAAAGGAGUCAUCUCGGUGUUCAGUGUGUGAUGGUGUCAAAUAAAGAACAUCUUGUUGAAUGA
Ictalurus punctatus (channel catfish) is the source of this 2438-nucleotide messenger RNA. It is a transcript of the gene alg9, whose product is annotated as ALG9 alpha-1,2-mannosyltransferase. The record is from RefSeq and is a predicted model, not a curated record. Gene Ontology annotation, biological process: protein N-linked glycosylation. Gene Ontology annotation, molecular function: alpha-1,2-mannosyltransferase activity. Bases 41 to 1888 code for a protein of 615 amino acids. Lineage: Eukaryota; Metazoa; Chordata; Actinopteri; Siluriformes; Ictaluridae. The transcript is spliced from 15 exons. Gene Ontology annotation, cellular component: endoplasmic reticulum membrane.